UCCUUCCAGCAAUGGUAAAGCCCUCUUUGUUCAGUUAGGCGGCAUUGAACAGGUUUGCGCUUUCGUAAGUUUUUUCCCUAAAGUUCAAACAAAUCGAGAUAUUUGCGAUUUAUCUAUGGGUUGACAGAAAAUACACUAAACUCCGUCGACAUGAAACAUCACGUUGUGUUUUGGAUAUCUGUUUACGUUUCAAUGCUUUAUUCCGUUCAUGGUUCACCAGAUACUGUCGCAGAUAUUUCAACGGCGAAUUCAUCGUAUCUUCAGAAUUCCAAUGAUUCAUUUUUUGAAUCAGUAGCACAAACUGUUAGACAAGAACAAAAUAAUUAUACGCAGAGUUCAAAUGUAACUACAGAAACUGUUUCAAUCAUCAUUCCAGAUGAAGCCGAAUGUACAAACUGGGAUGAUUGCUCCAGUAGUAGGCCAAGUACAAAUUUUCCUUCUGUAACAUCAUCAACAGGUAAACAAAACCUUUUCACUGCCAUUACGUGGGCUUCUAAACAUCACAACAAUGUUUCGGAUGGAAAGAAGCUCACUGAGAUCGAUGACUAUAAUAGCACUAGUCUUCUUGAUUUUAAUUCAAAUGCAUUAAUGAACUUUUCCAACUCUAAUUUAUCAUUAUCGCACAACUCAUCCGGCAUUGAUUACGAAACUAUUUUGUCUCAUGAUAAUGAACUAGAUUCGGAAAUAAGAAAUGUUGACAACAGUUUUAAGAUUGCUAACAGCUUUGCUUUCCUUGAUCUAAACAGUUCAGAUACAUCUUUUGAAACAACUCCUUCCACUAGAAAUGUUUCAGAUUCUUUAAUUUUCCGAACUUCAUUUGGAGAUAAUUUAACAACUGUCCAGUCUUUUAGUACUUCAGAAAAAAAUAAAUUCACUAUUCCAGACGAAUCAGUUGUAAAUGAGGUUAAAUAUUAUGAAACUGCUAGUGAAUUGGGGCAGAAUAUUUCAUCCACUCGAGUACCGUGGAGUACGAAUGCGUCAUUGUUUCUAAACAAAAUUCAAAAUACCACCAUGGAUGCUGUGACUCCCAAACCAGAACUCGCAUAUGUUGCAUUCACUACAACUAAAGAUUUACUGUACCCUGAAGUAAAAGACAAUGAAAUAAAAGCCACAAAUUAUCUCUCUUUAUUGCAUAGUGAACCGAUAAAUGAAACUGAAACUUCAGUGACAGAAACUUCUCCUACUACACCUGAUACAUCUUAUGGAUCUGUAACUGCCGAAAUGAAUAAAAAAAUACCUAGAAUAACCUCUACAACAGCCACUCCAGAAAUUGUUGAAACUAGUCCAUUAACUGUAGAUCGGAUUGUGACAACAUCAAAACAGAUUAUGGAAACUUAUGAUACUGUUCAAGAUAUUUUUACGAGCAUUGGUAUUGGGUUGGAAACCUAUACUGGAACAUCCUCUACAAGUGAAGAGUAUCUAGAUACGAUGACUAACCCAGCAAGCAUACCUUUAGCUUCCAGCUCACAUGAUGUGUUUCAUAACAAUCUCAUUAACUUUCAAAAUGCUAAUAUCUCUAAUAAUAAUAUGUUAGCAAAUGUGUCCUCUGAUGAUUUUGUAGAUCACUCAUCAUCUGUCACCAAUAUAAGCACUGCAGCUUUAUAUAACAGUCAUGAUCAACUUUCCUAUCAAAAUUUGAAAUCUACAGUAACACUUCUAGAAUCAAGUAAUCCAGAGCUUGAGGAUUCUAAAGAGCAGUCAAUAAAUGUCAUAUUACAAGAAAAUUUUACAUCAGCAGAUUCAUUACAUGAUAGUUUUCCUACCAGUUCUGGUGAAAACACAGAACUUCCAAUUAACGUCUCAACUACACUUCCUUUUUUAAUUACUUUUAGGAAUGUGCCUUUUUUCACUUCUGAAAGUGUACCAGAUAAUACAGUUGAGCAGAAUUCGUUGUCAUCUUCAACUUCAGGCAUAAGCUCAACAGAAUUCAAUGCACAGACAACUGUAGGUUCAACAGAUUCAUCAGCAAUCUAUGAUUCCAUUUCAGAUCAUAAGGAUGACAUAUUUGUAACAACUGAAAACGGAAAUGUUUUUUCUUCUACAAAUGUCGAGCAGCAAUCAGAUUCGAAUACUGAAAAGUAUAGUGAAUCGUUACAGACGACAGAAAGCUCUCAUUUCUCAACAAUGCUUGAUUUAAGUCAUUGGAGUGAACGAUAUGAAACACCUGGUGAAGACAAUAUUAUUUUUACAGCAACAGAUAAUUCUGAGCACCAUUUUUCAACAUCUUCAAAUACUAUUGAACUUGAAGAGACAAUAAAACCAUCUGAAAAUUCCACAGAGUUUACAGCAGUGGUUACCUGUGCUCCAGAUAAGAAUACGGUAUCUGAAGAAACUGGAGAAAAUACAUCUACAACAAUAAAGAUAUUUAGCACUCCUACUACUACUGCUACUGAAAUCUACAAGGAAAGCAAAAGCUUGGGCAAUGUUUUAACUGCUGUAACUUCAUCUAAUGGAACAAUUCCUUCCUCUACUGUUAAGCCAAUGCAAACAUUUGACGAUAUCACAUACUCUACAACUGCUGAAACUCACAGAGAAGGCAAACACAUUGAUUUUAGCUCUACUAGAACGAAAAACAAUGCAGUGAGUUCUACGGUUACCAUAAUGCCCUCCAUAAUAUCAACCGAGCUUCAGUCAACAAAAGGGAUAAUUGAGUUACUUUAUAGUCAGAUUAAAAUAGAAGACCUUAGUCAAACAGAAAACGACAAUAUGAUUACUGCAGUUAUCUAUCUUCCUCGCCAGGAUUAUAGCGAAGAAGAAAUUGAAAUGAAGUUUAUCAUAUUUAAUCGCUGGCUCCUGCAAAUUAUGACAGAAACUUUCAAGAAUAUUUCUUUGAAUUCAUCAGAUAUAUCCAAUGAUCAUCUAUUAGACAGAAUUGAAAACAUUCCUCAAAUACUUUACAUAUUUCCAACUUCCAAAAUGAAAUUUACGAACAUCACAUUUACAUUUGUGAUCCGUUAUCCUUGGAAGAAUGGAACACUUCCGUAUGGUCUUCUGCUACCCAUACUGAAGUUAUAUUGUACUAAUUUAAAAGAACUAAUGAAUGCCACUGCUGCAGAUUUCUUUCAUGCAAUUCCAGAAGAAAAUCUUGAUUUUCUGUCUGUUGUCAUGGAAAAAUACGGAACCCUUGUUUUCAUAAUUUGUAUCACUACAGUUGGAACUGUAAUUCUUCUUCUGUGUAUCAUAGUAUAUCACAGAAGGAAAACUCGACAGUCUGCUCAUUAUCUCACAAAUAAUAAAUUACACCACAAUAUACAAGAAGCAGUGGGUAUUGAUCUCAAUCCUGCAGUCCUUAUUUUGCAAGAUGAAGUAAGAGAAAAAUCAGCAUUGAAUGGAAAUAAGAUCUGCAGUCUAGAAGAUGACGAAGGUUGGCUGGCCCCUUAUGGAGAUGUGCCUAUCGCUGAAGAUAUUCAGGCUCCUGUUGUCCAAGACACUAAACUCUAACACAAGAAACAUUUCCCACUUUGGUUAGCCAAAUUCAAAAACUCUUGAAUGCCAAAAGUAGAUUGUUCUGUGUAGUGGAAUGUACAUAUUUUGUGGAAACUGUUUGUAUCAUGUACUAAAUUUUUCUUGCCAAACGAUUUUCUGUUUUUCUUAAAGGUAAAUGUAAUUACUCAAUAUUUGUAUAAUUGUUAAUAAAAAACUUAAAAAAUCAUUGAAGAAAAAUAUAGAGGGAAAAUA
This is a messenger RNA of Stegodyphus dumicola, 3678 nucleotides long. RefSeq lists its product as uncharacterized. NCBI's taxonomy places the organism in Eukaryota, Metazoa, Arthropoda, Arachnida, Araneae, Eresidae. The record is from RefSeq and is a predicted model, not a curated record.